CGCAGCCCCGACACUGACCGCACGGUCCGCCCCGGCGGGCGACUUCGGCGUCUCCGCCGCCCCGACCGGCUCCGCCCCGGGCCCCGGCGCUCAUCGUCGCCUCCGCCGCCGCCGCCGCCGCCGCCACAGCCUCCCGCGCCUCCGCCGCCGCCUCCGGCGCCUCGUCCGCCGCCGCUGCGCCCGCUCCGGCCGCGCCCCCAGCCCGGGCCCCGACCGGAGCCCAGACCGCGCCCGCGGCCCUGCCAGCCUCGCCCGCGGCCCGGGCGCCGGCCCCGGCCCUGGAGGUCCCGCCGCGGGCACGAUGCUGCCCAGCUCCAUCCAGAUCUCCGGGGAGCCGCUGUCGGGCGCCGAGGUGCGGGACAUCUGCCGCGGCCUGCGCGACAACGCCGUGCGCCUGCUCUCCCUGCGCGGCUGCCGCCUCUGCGACCGCGACUUCGGCCGCAUCUGCCGCGCCCUCGCCGGGGCCACGUCCUUGGCGCAGCUCAACCUUAACCUGGGCGUCGUGUCCAGCCCCAGCCGCAUCAAGCAGCUGGCCGAGGCGCUGCGGACCAACCGCUCCAUCCAGUCCCUCUUACAGGGCCGGCGACUGCGUAACCUCUGCUCUCUGGUCUCACCCCCCAGCCUGCAUGGGAGCCCCCUGACAGAUGCGGGGUUGGCCUUGCUGAACCCAGCCCUGGCCCUCCAUCCUGCCCUUGUGGCUCUGGACCUGGGGGACUGCAUGUUGGGUGAUGAAGCCAUCAACCUCAUCUGUGGCCUCCUCCCCCCAGACGGGGCCAAGUCUGGUCUGAAGGAGUUAACGCUGAGUGCCAACCCUGGCAUCACUCCUAAGGGCUGGAGCCGCCUUGCCAUUGCUGUGGCCCACAGCUCCCAGGUCCGCGUCCUCAAUUUGGACUACAACCCCCUGGGUGACCAUGUGGCAGGGAUGCUGGCUGUGGCUGUGGCCUCCAGUCGCACCUUAGAGGUCCUAGACUUGGAGAGCACAGGGCUCACCAACCAGUCUGCUCAGACCCUGCUGGACAUGGUAGAGAAUUACCCCACAGCUUUGCGGAGCCUGGUGUUGGCUGAGAACAGCAUUAGCCCGGAGCUGCAGCAGCAGAUCUGUGACCUCCUUUCUGAGGGAGAAGAGGAGGAGGAGGUGGCAGGAGGGCCUGGUCACACCCAGGAAGGAGAGAGGGGGCGGGAGCCUGCUGCCCACCCACGGGGAAGCAGUUCCUGGAUGUGCCCCAGUGAUCCCAGCUCUCAGAUGGUGCUAAUGACAUCAGGACUAGGGGACAGUCUGUUGGCUGAGACCGAGAUGUGACUCUCCACUUGGGCUUCCACACAUUAUUACAUUUGCCUCUGUCCCAGCACCUUGCCCCAGAUACCAGGGUCAGGCCCUGGGGCUUGGGAGGGAGGGGGUUGCCUGGGGCUCUGGCAGCUCGUGGCAGUGUGAUGGGAGGCUCUGGAAGCUGUGAAGAGCAACAGCCUUGGAGGCACUUGAACACAAGGCAAUGGCUCUGGACUUGUUGGCAGCCCUGGCUGCAGCCCGCUGGCUCGGAAGAGAUUUUAUGAACUCUA
This is a messenger RNA of Pipistrellus kuhlii (Kuhl's pipistrelle), 1557 nucleotides long. RefSeq names its product leucine rich repeat containing 73 (gene LRRC73). The coding region runs from base 302 to 1300 and encodes 332 amino acids. The record is from RefSeq and is a predicted model, not a curated record. The transcript has 6 exons. Lineage: Eukaryota; Metazoa; Chordata; Mammalia; Chiroptera; Vespertilionidae.